AUUAAAAGAAAUCGCAAAACAUAAUGUGAAACUUCAUAACUGGUCUAAAACCAUAUAUAGUACUCCAGAAUUAUAUUUCGAACCGGAAUUUGAAGAUGAUAUCGUAAAGAUAAUUGAACUCGCCAAGCGAAAUAAUAAGAAUGUUAGAGCGAUUGGUGUGGCUCAUUCACCUUCGGAUCUGCCAUUUUCUGAUGG
Racocetra fulgida is the source of this 195-nucleotide messenger RNA. The record is from the annotation of a GenBank genome assembly. NCBI's taxonomy places the organism in Eukaryota, Fungi, Glomeromycota, Glomeromycetes, Diversisporales, Gigasporaceae.